This is a messenger RNA of Saprolegnia parasitica CBS 223.65, 1453 nucleotides long. RefSeq lists its product as hypothetical. The record is from RefSeq and is a predicted model, not a curated record. The transcript has 7 exons. Bases 62 to 1453 code for a protein of 463 amino acids. NCBI's taxonomy places the organism in Eukaryota, Oomycota, Saprolegniomycetes, Saprolegniales, Saprolegniaceae.
GUUUGCUGCCCCAAUCAGCGCGUCGUCGAAACAUCGACGCAAGAGCUUCAGGCCGACGAGCAUGGGCAACAGCAGCAGCAACGCCCGGCGCCGAGCGUCGUCCGCGCGGAGGCGCGCCGAGUCGACGCCGCAGCUUUCGCCUGUCCCGACGACCGAGCCGCCAGCGCGCGACCGCCCGGCGUCGCAGCGCCGUUCGCUGACCGACCUUCCGACGACGCAAGGUGGCAUCCAGCGUGGCCAAGAGGCGGUCGAGGACGCGACCGACCAGCUCGGGUACUGGUCGCUGCUGCGCCACGGCUACGAGAGCUUGGUGAAUCUCAUCAUCCGGCCGCCGCGUGCGCAGUACGACGUCGACGAGCUCGGGCCCGUCGAGUUUCCGCUCUCUGGCACGCGCUUCCGCCGCACCGACUUUAGCAUUUCCGUGUCGCGCCAAGGACAGAGUAUGCAGAUGCAGUGUUCGCACUGGGCGCCAGUCGCGCCGACGCUUGCGGCACUGCCUUGCGUCAUCUACCUCCACGGCAACUCGUCGUGCAGGCUCGAGGCGCUCUCAGUUCUGCGCUGCGUGCUCGCAAGCGGUGCAACGCUUGUGACGCUCGACUGCAUUGGCUGUGGCCAGUCAGACGGCGAGUACAUUUCACUCGGCUACUAUGAGCGCGAUGACGUACAGACGCUCGUCGAGCAUCUGCGCGGGACGGGCCACGUCUCGUCGAUCGCGCUCUGGGGCCGGAGCAUGGGCGCCGUCACCGCGCUGCUGCAUGCGGACCGGGACCCGUCGAUUGCCGGCGUCAUCAUCGACAGUGCCUUUGCGAACCUCGAGCAGCUCGUCAUGGAGAUUGUCGAGCACGGCCGGCGCGAAGGCUACACGAUCCCCAACAUGGUGGUCAAGGUCGCGCUAAAGUUCAUCCGGUCGUCCGUGUACAAGCGCGCGCGCUUCGAGCUCCGCGACCUCUCGCCGAUCGACCACGUGGACAAGUCGUUCAUUCCGGCGCUCUUUGUCGCGGCCCACAAAGAUGUGUUUAUCCAGCCACACCACAGCGAACAGCUCUUUGAAAAGUACGCCGGGGACAAGAACCUCAUCAAAGUCCACGGCGACCACAACAGCUCGCGGCCACAGUACCUCCUCGACUCGAUCAGCAUCUUCCUCCAGAGCGUCAUGUGCAUCGACGAGGCGCAGACGCUGCAUGAUCCGUUCACGGGCAGCGGCGUGCCGUGGCACCAAGACGCCAUGAUCCAGCGGGUGCUGCAGGCGUCCUUGGCCGGCGAAGCCUCGGACGACGACGACGACGAUGGUGGUGACGGACCCAACUGGGCAUGCACGGCCUGCACCUUUCUCAACGUCGCCAAGCGAAAGCACUGCACCAUGUGUGGCGCCCGCGCCAACCGCGCCGACGUGCAUCUUGACGACGUGGUGGUUGACGCGACCGCUUUGCCUGUGGCCGCUGUCGAGAGCUAA